Centropristis striata (black sea bass) is the source of this 6267-nucleotide messenger RNA. It is a transcript of the gene mst1rb, whose product is annotated as macrophage stimulating 1 receptor b. Gene Ontology annotation, cellular component: membrane; signaling receptor complex. The record is from RefSeq and is a predicted model, not a curated record. The transcript has 21 exons. Gene Ontology annotation, molecular function: transmembrane receptor protein tyrosine kinase activity; ATP binding; protein binding. The coding region runs from base 341 to 4465 and encodes 1374 amino acids. Lineage: Eukaryota; Metazoa; Chordata; Actinopteri; Perciformes; Serranidae. Gene Ontology annotation, biological process: cell surface receptor protein tyrosine kinase signaling pathway; nervous system development; positive regulation of kinase activity.
UGAGAAACAGCACUGACUCACACCGGGAGCUGAAGUUAAAUCCGAAACCAACACAGUAUUCAUGUCCCGGCGCUUUGUGAGGACCGAUAGACUUUAACCCAAUUCAAAAAACAAACGAAAUACAAUUCAUGGUGUCAUCUUAAAUCUGCCAGUCAUCCCUGCGCUGUUGUGGAGUCAGACAAGGAGCUUACCUGACACUGACUGCUUCCCUGAAGAGAACAGUAACUAACCUGUACAGGCAUCAGCAGCUGGUUUUAAGGAUGCUUUUGUCCCAACAUCGGACCUGGAGGUAACCCCAACUUGUCUGUGCUGUUGCCCCCCCUUGCAACCCGGACUGGAGAUGGUCCACUGGACAGCACAGUUGGGGACAUGUGUCUGUGUCCAGACCCUGCUGGCCUUUGCCUUGGCAAACUGUCCCUCACUUGCCCCCAGCCCUGUCAAUUUCUCUGUGGUUUACACUAUGCCCUUCUUCCAGGCCAGGGGCCCCAUCCAGAACAUAGUCAACAACACGCUUUACCAGGAGGUUUAUGUUGCCUCUCAGAAUGUGAUCGAAGCUGUGAACAGAAGCUUAGAGAAGGUGUGGGAGCUCCGCACUGGACCAGUGGGAAGCCCAGAGUGUCAAAUAUGCAAUUUGUGCAACAUUGACAAGGAUCCCAAUUUCCUGGAAGACACAAACAAUCAGGUCCUACUGUUGGAUACGUUCUAUAUGUCUUUAUACUCUUGUGGAAGUUCUCAGUAUGGUGUAUGCUAUUGCCACCAACUCAACUCAAAUGGAGAGCCACCCUCUCCUUCUAAGUGUUUGUUCAGAAAGGAUUCGAAUUCUGCUGCUUACUGUCCAGACUGCUUGGCUAGCCCUCUUGGUACCAAAGUCACAAUGGUCGAAGAGGGUCAGACCGUCUACUUUUUUGUUGCCACCACUGUCAAUGACAGUGUGACCCAGCGUUAUGGAAGGAAGUCAUUAUCAGUGCGUCGACCACUGGCCACAGAAGAUGGUUUCUACAAUGAUGUGCGUGGCCUGACUGUCCUUCCGGGCUUGCGGAGGACAUACCAUAUUGAAUAUGUGUACAGCUUUUUCACUCAGGAAUUUGUCUACUUUCUCUCAGUUCAGAGAGAGAGCCCGGAUCAGGAUUCUUCUCCAUUUCAGACUCGCCUGGGCCGUCUCCCACGGAAUGAAUGGGAGAUGAAAAGGUAUCGUGAGGUGAUCCUGGAGUGUCGGUUUGAACCAAAACGGAGGAGGAGGAACGUAGCCAGUGAGCCUUAUAAGGAUGUGGUGUACAACGUGGUCCAGGCAGCCCACUUUGGCAAGGCAGGCAGGGAGCUGGCAGAGGAGUUAGGAGCGGAAGAGGAGGAUGACAUCCUCUAUGGGGUCUUUGCUGUUACUGAUGACAACGGGGUCACGGAGCAUGACUCUGCUCUGUGUGCUUUCCCUAUGGACAAUGUGAACAAAGCAAUUGUAGAUGGUGUGGAUGACUGCUGUGAGUCUGGACCAGAGCAGCUCUCCAGAGGGCUCUGCCACUUCCAGCCCUGUGAGAGCUGUCCACAUGAGAGCAUGGAGAACAAUGCCACAUGCAGAGACCAUCCAACUAUGGUGUCAAAGCCCUACUACAGAGUAGACCUCUUCAACAGGCAGAUGACAGACGUCCUUCUCACAUCUUUGCUCGUCACAACAAUAGAGAACAAGACUGUAGCCCAUAUUGGCACCUCUACUGGCCGUCUGCUGCAGCUUGUAUUGACAAGAUCCAGCCCGAUUAUCUUUGCCAAUUAUUCUUUGGUAGAAAACCAGAGGAUCUCGUCCAUUGCUGCUGUUUACUCAUCAGAGUAUCUUCUCUUUGUGGUUGGAGACGAGAUGAUUCAGGUGCCCCAGAGGGGACCGGGCUGUCAACACUUCCUGACCUGUGCCAUGUGCCUGACAGCCCCGAAAUUCAUGGGCUGUGGCUGGUGCUCUGGCGUGUGCUCCUGGGAAAGUGAGUGUCACAGUCGCUGGAGGAACGAGUCCUGCCCACCAGGAAUCACUGGGUUCUCUCCACGGACUGCUCCUCCUGAUGGUCAAACAGAGCUGACAGUGUGCGGAUGGGAGUUCCAGUCCCCCUUAAAACCUGCCAUCACCUCCAGAACCCAUCAGGUCCGACUGGGACAGACUGCUUGCACUGUGCUAUCAGCCAAAAGCAACAACACACACUUGGUGUGUAAGAUUCGCUCUGGGGCCACUGAGCUGUCCAAAGCAGUAAACAUUACAGUGGAGGUGCAUGAGGGCAAGGUGGAGGGACGCUACUCUAUUGACGGGAAGGCAGAAAUGCCAGGAUUCACAUUUGUGAUUCCCAACAUCACAGAAAUCCAGCCCAACUAUGGUCCUCGUGUUGGGGGCACACUGAUCACAGUGACUGGACCUUACUUGGAUGCUGGGAAGACCAGGAAAGUGACUCUCAAUGACAUGCCCUGUCCGAUAAAGAGAGUCACAAAGCCCAGAGGCAAUGUGUCCUCCAUUAUCUGUUUGUCCCAGCCCAUCUCAGAGGUGAGGGAUGUCCCUCUGAGUGUUUUCAUCGACAAAUCUCCUGUGCUCACCACAAAGGUGUUUUACUACAAGGAAAACCCGAUGAUAACAGCUGUGCUGCCUGACUGUAGCUUUGACAGGGGCUCUAAGAUCGUCAUUGGUGGGGAGAACCUGGAUUCCGUUUACCGCACCAUCAUCCGAUUUAAACCCAAUGAGAGCCACUUAAAACCUGUGACAAGGGAGUGUAUAGGCAAGUCCUUGCCCACAAGGAUGGAGUGUAUCUCUCCGGUGUUCCCCAGGGAUGAGACAGAGGAAGGAGAGCUUUCUUUUGACAUGGAUGGAGCUUUGGGACUUUGGAACAACAAGUUCUCCUACCAUCCAUAUGGCGAGCCCAUCCCUUUUGAAACAGAGGGACACGUGCUGAAUUUGUACCCUGGCUUUGACGAAGUGUCACUUCAUCAUCAGAAGCUGAAUCUGGUGAGCUCUUGUAUGACCAUCAUUAUGACAGUGGCAGGCGUCGAUUGUGAUGCCAAAGUUCUGGACAAUGAGAUCACCUGCAGGAUCCCCAAGAACAUGACCAUCCCCAGUGAGGGACUGCCAGUGAAGAUCUCUAUCAACGGGCAGGUCCACAACGUUGGUAAGGUGAUGAGGGUCAGCAACCACUACAUGGUGGGUAUUGUUCUGGGGAUCUUGGCGGCUCUGGUUGCCGGCGCGGUGCUGGCCUUCGUGGUUAUGAAACACUUACGGAAGAAGAAGAAAGCCUCCAUGGUAGAGAGCCGUUUGGCCCACAGUGCUAGUCGCUCUGGUACAAAUAAUGUGGAGCUGUCGCCUGUUGGGGACUACAGGAGAGUCAUAUCCCUGAGUCCUCCUACCCCGCUGGUGGGGCGGGUGGUGUUCCCCAGCCUGAGCUACGCUACAGGCAGUAUAGAUCCUACUCUCACUCCCCUCAUGCCUCCAGAAAAGAUCUCCAUUUCCAGUUUUAGGCCAGAGUUGCUAGAGGAGGUGAAGGAUGUUCUUAUUCCCGCUGAGAUGCUUAUUGUGCAGCACCACAGGAUCAUAGGGAAGGGUCAUUUUGGCACUGUCUAUCAUGGAUACUUCACAGACCAGAACAGUAGAGAAAUCCACUGUGCUGUCAAGUCUUUGAAUAGAAUAACAGAUGUCGAGGAGGUGGAGCAGUUUCUGAAGGAAGGUAUCAUAAUGAAGGGUUUCCACCACAGUAAUGUGCUGUCCUUGCUGGGCAUCUUCCUGCCACAGGAAGGGCUCCCUCUAGUGGUGCUGCCGUACAUGAAACAUGGGGACCUGCGGCACUUCAUACGCUGCGAGAAGAGGAACCCUACUGUAAAGGAUCUGAUUGGCUUCGGGCUGCAGGUUGCCAAGGGGAUGGAAUAUUUGGCUCAGAAGAAGUUUGUGCACAGAGAUCUUGCAGCACGCAACUGCAUGCUGGACGAGUCAUAUACAGUGAAGGUGGCAGACUUUGGCAUGGCCAGAGAUGUCUUUGAUAAGGAGUAUUACAGUGUUCAGGAUCACAGGAAGGCUAAGCUGCCCGUCAAAUGGAUGGCCAUCGAGAGUCUGCAGACACAGAAAUUCACUUCCAAGUCUGAUGUGUGGUCUUUCGGUGUGCUGAUGUGGGAGAUGCUGACCAGAGGAGCGAGCCCGUACCCAGAGGUGGACCCUUAUGACAUAACACAUUACUUACUAAAGGGCAGGAGGCUUCCCCAGCCUCAAUACUGCCCCGACCCUUUGUAUAGCAUUAUGCUCCAGUGCUGGGACCCUGAUCCAGAGCUGAGGCCCAGUUUUGCUACUUUGGUGUCGGCUGUCUCCACCAUCCUUUCUGGUCUGGAGGGGGAACAUUACAUCAGUCUGAAUGUCACCUAUGUCAACCUGGACCAGCCACGGCCCUACCCUGCCCUCACAGAGUCUGCUGACGAGUAUGACUCCACAGAUGUCGAAGACUCUGGCUCGCUCUCCUCCUGAUCCUAUCCUUUUCCUCUCUCUACUUUAAAAUGGUAUUGGUGCUAACAGCAAGAGCACAAAAAUCCUGGCCAGUUUGGUCAGUGUCUCUUACUUCAAAUAAGAUACUGCCUACUGUUUGUAUGCAGGAAUGUGAUAGUAAGAUGCUUUCAGUUGGCAUAGCACACCCUCGGGCAGCCAUAUUGGAGGUCCAUCGCUAUUGCAACAAUAGCUGAGUAAAGUUUGUGCUUCCAAACUCUGCUAUCUUAAAAAUAUUUAAUAGACAUGUUGUUGCUUAUUUUUAACUGGUAACAGAUGGCACUGAUGAUACAUCUAAUCAGUUUUGUAGGACUAGCUUGUUCGCUAGAGACAAUAAAACAAGUCAGCACUUGUUAUGUGUCCAUUUGAAGCUAUUAGCAUGACACUCGUUAGCCAAAUCAGCCUGCAGGUAGAGCAUAUCAUGUCUCAGGGCCCAGGGCCCUAUGAUCCCAAGGCAAAUAUUCUGGGAACACACACUCCCAUUGUGUUUGGGUCAAAUAUGAUCCAUUUAAAGUUUUCAUUAUCUCAUAAGUAUAAUCUAGUUAACUUUAACCUCUUUCUGAAUCUAAACCUCUUUAGAAAUUGCAAUUGCCAACUACUAUUGAUGAUACAAAAUGUUUAACUUGGCAUUUUGAAUGAUUGAAUAAUAAGUUGUUUUUUAUUGUCCUUUAAAUUGGCUUAUUUAAAAUUUUGAGCUGAAAUAUGUUUGGGAACAUUGGAAUUGAUACCAAAGGACCCUGGGAACAUAGGACCCUUGAAAACAUAGACCCUUGGGAACAUAAGGCCUUGGGAACAGAGGACCUUGAGAACAUAGGAAAUUGGGAACAGAGCACCACCAGAGAUUAACAUGUACAAUUUAGGAACACGUGCCUUUGGAAUCAUAGGUGCCUUUGUUGAGUUCCCAUUAUGUGCCAUAUAGGUCUAGGAGUAUAGGGCCCUGGGAACUUUGGACCCUGGGAGUACAAAUAUGUAGAAUUGGGGAACAUAGGACCCUUUGUCAUGUUUCCAUCAUGUGUCUGAGGAACAUAUGUCCCUGGGUUCCAUAGGAAUGACCUCCUGCAUGAUAGCUAGCUAGCUAACAAUAGAGUUCACAGUAAAGGUUCCUAAACAUUAAAGUGUGGUACAGGCUAGGGUUAAAUAGGUAACCAACUCUUACUGUGGGAACUGAAUUGUUCCUCUCACCAUAGAAGUCAAUUUCACAUUUCUGUGUUUUCUUGCUCAGCUGAUAUAAAUGCAGACAUUAUAAAUAUAAAGUCAGUUCAUCCAUGUCCUGGCUACAGUAUUGAAUAAUGGAGUCACAAAAAGCAGAACUGUGAUGCAAACAAGUAAAAUCCAUGCAAUUCAGUAACCAUUAACUUUCUUUUACUACCUACAACAUACUGUUACAGCAGCAGAGACCAUGUGUAUAUACGUUUAGUUAUGACAUUCUCACAUUUGCUUUUAAUUCUUUUGCAGUGUACUGAUUGUUCUAGAUGUCUUGGAUCAUACUUCUGUAACGCACAAUGUUGACAACAGUGUUCUGAAAGCAAUCUGACAUCACCCUGUUGCUUGUAUUUCAGACACAAUGUCAUUGAAAUAGUGUAAUAAAUUAAAUAUUUAUUUGUUUAUAGAUUUGUUUUCAUGCUGUGGACUAUAAAUAUGAGAAUUUAUGCAAACUUCUAUUUGCAGUGGAUUUACACAGUUUAAUAUUUUCUGUAAAGCUGAACCUUUUGUUGCAUUGUCCACUAGAUGUCAGCAUUCUGUUAGAAGUAUCUGCUCCUGAAGUCGUUCCCAGCAACAUGGCUGUU